AUGUCCAUUCAAACAAGUGAUGCGAAUGCCCAAGAUUUAUCAAAGGCGCUUUCUUUGAUCGCCGCCCACUCUCAUAUCACGGGCCUUGGUUUGGAUGAGUCUCUGCAGCCAAAAGAGACAUCUCAGGGGAUGGUGGGUCAGCUGCAAGCACGUCGUGCCGCCGGUGUCAUAUUGAGAAUGGUCGAAAAUGGUACCAUCGCAGGAAGAGCGGUUUUGAUCGCAGGACCUCCUUCUACAGGUAAAACGGCGCUCGCGAUGGGUCUGUCGCAAUCUUUGGGCAAGGACGUUCCCUUCACAGCAAUGGCCGGGUCAGAGAUCUUUUCGCUAGAACUGAGCAAGACGGAGGCGCUGACGCAGGCAUUUAGGAAAUCGAUCGGCGUCAAGAUCAAGGAGGAAACCGAGCUGAUCGAGGGUGAAGUGGUUGAAAUUCAGAUAGACAAGUCCAUCACGGGUGGCCACAAACAGGGUAAGCUCACGAUCAAGACCACGGACAUGGAGACCAUAUACGAAUUGGGUGGGAAAAUGAUCGAUGGACUCACCAAGGAGAAAGUUUUGGCCGGUGAUGUUAUAUCGAUCGAUAAAGCGAGCGGUAAGAUUACGAAGUUGGGAAGAUCGUUUGCGCGGUCUAGAGACUAUGAUGCCAUGGGAGCAGACACAAGAUUUGUUCAAUGUCCCGAGGGAGAACUUCAAAAACGUAAAGCCGUGGUUCACACCGUUUCGCUGCACGAGAUCGAUGUCAUCAACUCCAGGACGCAAGGGUUCUUGGCACUCUUUACUGGAGACACGGGCGAGAUCAGAGCGGAAGUUCGGGAUCAAAUCAACACAAAAGUGGCAGAAUGGAAGGAAGAGGGCAAAGCGGACAUCGUUCCCGGUGUACUUUUCAUUGACGAAGUGCACAUGUUAGACAUUGAAUGUUUUUCGUUCAUUAAUCGUGCGCUAGAAGAUGAGUUUGCACCAAUUGUUGUUAUGGCCACCAACAGAGGCAUUUCUAGGACCAGAGGGACUAAUUACAGCUCGCCUCAUGGGUUACCAUUGGACCUGCUGGAUAGAUCCGUCAUAAUAGCGACGCAGAACUACAACGAGCAAGAAAUUAAGACCAUUUUAUCCAUAAGAGCCCAAGAAGAAGAAGUUGAGGUUGCACCUGAAGCUUUGGACUUGCUCACGAAAAUUGGCAGUGAAACGAGUUUGCGGUAUGCUAGCAACCUGAUAUCCGUGUCACAGCAAAUUUCGAUGAAGAGAAAGAAUGGUGGGACCGUUGAAGUCGCAGACGUGAAGAGGGCAUACUUGUUGUUUUUGGAUAGCUCUCGGUCGGUGCAAUUUUUGCAAGAAAAUCAGUCCCAAUAUAUUGACGACAACGGCAAAGUCGAGAUCACCAACAAUAAACAACCCGAAAAAUCUGCGAACGACGCGAUGGACGUUUCUGCUUGA
This is a messenger RNA of Lachancea mirantina, 1428 nucleotides long. Lineage: Eukaryota; Fungi; Ascomycota; Saccharomycetes; Saccharomycetales; Saccharomycetaceae. The record is from the annotation of a GenBank genome assembly.